UGGUUGAGUACCUACCUAACAAUAACAAGUAACAACGUCUAUUUUAGUAUUUUAUUUUUUAAAUAGACGCGCGAUAACGUUUUUCGUAUAAUUUCAAUUCGAAUUUAAACUACCCUAUUAACUAUCAAUAAAACAAAAUGUUUUCAUUUGAUCUUAGUUCGAUAAGUACAGCUUUAUUGCACCCAGGUCGUCAGGCCAGUGGCGUUGAUUUUUCGGGAAAAUCAUUGAAAUUGAACACCGAAGAUGAUGCAAAACCAAUUGUGGAUGCCAUAAAUGCCUGUCCAGACCUUCAGUACCUGACACUUACUGGAAACACACUAGGUAUUCCAGCUGCCAAAGCAAUAGCAAAGGCACUGGAGAACCACCCAGAGCUUAAGAGUGCAAGAUUUUCAGACAUGUUCACAGGCCGAAUGAAAACUGAAAUACCACCAGCACUGGCUGCAUUAGGAGAUGGUAUGAUACAAGCUGGUGCAAGACUCUCCGAGUUGGACCUGAGUGAUAAUGCAUUUGGACCCAUCGGAGUAGAAGGACUUGCUAAGUUGUUGCAGAGUGAAGUGUGUUCUGAACUUCAGGAACUAAGACUGAAUAACAAUGGGCUUGGUAUAACAGGAGGAAAACUAUUAGCAAAAGCUUUAUCAGCAAGUCCGAAAAAAUUGAAAGUGUUUAUAGCUGGUAGGAAUCGUCUUGAAAAUGAUGGUGCUAAGGCACUAGCUGUUGUUUUUCAGAAUAUGGGCACGCUUGAAGAAAUAGCCAUGCCCCAAAAUGGAAUAUACCACGUUGGAAUAUCAGCGUUAUCAGAUGCAUUCCAAGUGAAUCCCCGAUUGACAUGUCUGAACCUUAAUGAUAAUACUAUUGGGCCUAAAGGUGCGGCCGCCAUCGCAAGAGCAUUACCAAAAUUAAAACAGUUGAAAUCAAUAAACUUUGGUGACUGUUUAUUAAAGAGUGCGGGAGCUAUUGCCUUAGCGAAGGGCUUAAAAGACAGUUCUAUGCCAUUGCAGUCCCUGGACUUAAGUCACAAUGAGAUUGGCAAAGAUGCUUGUAUGGAGGUUGUGGAUGCGAUAAGCUCUUCACCAGACAGCAAGGAUCGACUCACCCGUGUCACACUGGCAGGAAACAGUCUUGGUGGCGCUGCCAACAAGAAAGUGAUGAAGGACAAAUUAGGCGCCGCUGCUGAGCUCAGUGAUGAUGAGGGAUCUGAUGAUGAAGAUGAAUAUGUCUCAGAUUCAGAAGAACCAAGCGAAGGUUCAGACGAUGAUGGCUCUUCAGAAGACAGCGCCACGGAAGACGCUCAGCAUAUGGAUACAGUCCUCGAUAUAUCGGAUAUGUUGAAGACUUCAGAUGCUCAUGCGGUGGAAUCAAAUGUUGGUGAAUUCCUCCUAAAACCAACAAUACAAAAUUUGGAGAAACUGGGUUCUGAUGGUGCUGUUCUCAUUGACACACAUUUACAGGCAAUAAAGAAGCCAGAGAAUCUUAUCCAGGCAUAUGUGGAGGCAACCUGCUGUGUGUCAGGGUUGUCGGAUCAAAGUCCAGUAGCUGCAGUGGUUGCCCGUCAGCUUUACCCUCUGAUGGUUCAGCGAGCUAGUCUGCAGUGGCUGCUGACUAAUGAACUGUUAAAAGCACUGCAGCUUAUAAAGUCGGAAGACAAAGCGUACAGAGUGCGGUGGUACAUUCCAGCGUGUUACAAAGUACUUGCCUCUCAGAUAGAGGAGGCGUAUUUUCCCGCUCCAAUUCGAGAAACCUUGAAGUUCUUCAUCAGUACCAAGCUGCCGGUCCUGGAAGCUGAUGUCAAAUCUGUUGUUGAAGGAUACCGUAAUUUGUAUACAUAAUAAAUGAUGAGCAUAAAAA
Messenger RNA from Leptidea sinapis, 1845 nucleotides. It is a transcript of the gene RanGAP, whose product is annotated as ran GTPase-activating protein 1. Gene Ontology annotation, biological process: nucleocytoplasmic transport; activation of GTPase activity; signal transduction. The coding region runs from base 138 to 1826 and encodes 562 amino acids. The transcript has 12 exons. Gene Ontology annotation, molecular function: small GTPase binding; GTPase activator activity. The record is from RefSeq and is a predicted model, not a curated record. NCBI's taxonomy places the organism in Eukaryota, Metazoa, Arthropoda, Insecta, Lepidoptera, Pieridae. Gene Ontology annotation, cellular component: nucleus; cytosol; perinuclear region of cytoplasm.